Messenger RNA from Uloborus diversus, 2090 nucleotides. Its product is annotated as toll-like receptor 9. Lineage: Eukaryota; Metazoa; Arthropoda; Arachnida; Araneae; Uloboridae. The transcript has 6 exons. The coding region runs from base 73 to 1167 and encodes 364 amino acids. Gene Ontology annotation, molecular function: protein binding. The record is from RefSeq and is a predicted model, not a curated record.
CUUUGAUGCUUGUAUAGUUCUGACUGAGGGAAAAUUCCAAAGCGAUAACUCAGCCCGACAUUUGCUUGCAAGAUGGCCUCCGUUUGUACCAUCCCAGUUGUGCUCUUUGGAUUGCUUUCUAUAGCUUUCGCCGGAUCACCUUGUCCACCACGGGAAAACAUCUACCCGUGCAGCUGUGUCAGCCUCCCCCAAGGCAAGAACGUGCAAUUCACCAUCGUUACUUGCCACAAGAUGAAGGACACAGACUCUUUCGUCGCCAUUUUUUCUACCCUGAGGUCCAUGCAGAUUGAUCACUUCUACCUGUUCGAUUCCUUCUGGGAGCCAUCCCUUCUGGGCACUCCAGAGGCAGAGAACAAGCAGGUGCUGCCUGCCGAUUGGCUCACUCUCCUGAGGAUCAAGGAGUUGGAGAUCGUAGACACCACUCUCUCGUCCUGUUUCGCCUGCCAUGGAUCUCUCUCAUGCAGAAACGGUGUCACUACAAGGUUCACGGCCGUGAACAGCUCCAACUCCGAGAAAGUGUGCACCAUCUGCGGCACGGGCAACAGCAAGUUCUCGUGGACAGGCUGCAUGAGCAAGCUGCAACACUUCCACUUCAGCCACAGCAAGCUGUCCGUCUUGAGGUCGGAUUUCUUCCCCAUCCCCAUGAACCAGCUGGUGGUCCUCAAUCUCACCCACAACGAGAUCAUCAAGGUCGAGGCCAACGCCCUGGCCAGGCUCCCCAGGCUCGUGUCUCUGGACCUGUCCCACAACGCCCUGCAAGCCAUAGAGAAUCUGUUCAGCGAUCAGUCAACGAGACUUGAAUUUCUGGAUAUCAGCUAUAACAUGAUCAAGACACUGGGUCCGAAUCUGUUCCGAUCUGUGCCCUCCCUCAAGCGACUCCACGCGGACAACAACCUGAUCGUCAGCUUGAAGCAGAGCGACUGGAAAGAUGUUCCAUCCACCCUCCGGAAUAUAGACCUCAGGGAUAACCCCCUACAUUGCGACUGCGACAUCCGUUGGAUCAACACGACGUUCCACAUCAACGUGGUCCUUCAGGGAGUGUGUGCCUCCCCCGAGGACUACGAGAACUCCCAGCUGAGGAGGGCCUCCAGGCUCCUCAACGAGCGCUGCGACGAGGACGGAAAUAUUGGCACGAGACCCCCCAAGACCAAGUUCAAGCUCUUCUGAAGCCUUGUGUCCAUUCCCCCGAGUUUCAGUAACUGCGUAGAAUAAAGAGUGAAACGGAAAAAACCGAUCAAAACAACGAACAAACCGUUACGAAGUUAGGCUAGAAACAAUAAGAUAAAUUGGCGAAAAAAUGGAUUUAUUCCCGUUAGAAACUGUAGAUUUUUUAAUUGGUAAUAUUCUGCAACUACUUGCCAACCCUAGUAUUAACCACCACGUUCUGGACGCUAUGUCCACUGGUCGUUCUGUCUCUCGGACGUUUUGGAGGUGGACGUUUUGGAUUCGGACAUUCUAUCCGGCUCCCACAUUAUUCAUAUUUCUAACGGACUUUUAAAUAAAACAAGAAACUAUCAAGAUUAAAAGUUCCCUUAAAAGAAAAACGACUUUUGAAAAAAAAAAAAAAAAAAACAUAUACAAUAAUCCUCUAAAUAGGAUUAAAUAUCAUUCUGAUCGUACUACUAGUAUUAAUCAAAUAUGGCGGUAGUAGGAAAGUGAUGGGGAGGGGGGGGGGAGGCUGUCGUGAUUUCAUGUCAGUAUUCAAAAAGGGGCGAAGAGACUGUAAGGUUGCGAACCCCUGCGCUAAGGUUUUUCGGGGUCUUUCUAAGCUUAUGUAUGUUUUUUUUUUGUAUGAACUAUAUGUGAGACACCAUCUGUCAUAUUUGUUGAUUAUUCAUUUAGUUCAAAAUUUAGCUAGAUAUCAGAAAUGUAUUGUUCAUUUUUCACAAGAGGGCACAUCGCCACGCCACCUCGAACGCAUUUUACGCAGGGGUGAUCGGUACGCAAUCCACGCGCUUCUAAAGGAGACAACCAGACAGCCUUAACUUGGGUGCCUUCUUGGGAAAACGGACAACAAUCACCUUUUAAAAAGUGUCAUUUAUCGCAUAUGUACAUUAGACUAAUAAAAUAUUUAUUCUCUUUAUCAAAAA